AUGGCGACAAUACAUCAUCGUGGUAUGAAACGAAGUUUUAUCGAUGAAGAAGUUAAUUUAUUGUCGUCGAAAAAAAUUAAACGAUUAGGAGAUAAUCAUAAACAAAAUUUAAAACCAUCAACAUGUGAUUGGUCAUUGCAACAUAAAAAUAAAUUCAAGAUAAUUAAGGAGGAAAAAUAUGAAUUUGAAGAAGAAUAUCAUUGUCAAGUUUAUCUUAAAUUAUAUUCAACAACAUGUAAAUGUACACUUGAUGUUAUUGUUAAAUCAACCAAUGAUAUCAUUGAUGAUGAUGAUUCAAUUUUAUUAGCAAAAACUCGAAUAGCAAAAGUCAUUAAACCAGGUGUUAUUCGUGUUCGUCUUGUUUCAUCUCUAUUUAUUGCAGAUGUUGAUGUGUAUGAAGAUUCAUCUCUUAUUAAACUGGAAACAAUUAAGAAAAAACAUAGUUAUAAUAAUUUUGAUAAACAAUUUGCUCUUCAAUUAAAAAAUAAUCGAAUUGGUCCAGGGGUUAUUGGUAAAUUAUUUAUUGAAUCAUUAGAUCCAUCGAAUGGAUCAUAUAUAAACGAAUCUCCUAUAUUUGAACUCAAUCUUAGUUUAGCGUCAGAAUAUGAAAUCUUAUCAACUUCAUCUGACCAGUUGAAAUUAAAUGACAUAAAACUUAUUCAUCGUCUUGCUGAACAUCUUCGUUAUCAAUGGAAAUUCAUUGGCCGUGAAUUAGCACCUUGUUUUUCUGAAAUAGACUUAAUAGAUUUUCAACAAACAUAUUUAAUAUUAGAUGGCAAUCAUGAAUGUGCAUAUCAGUUAUUAAGAGAAUGGUAUAUACGUUAUCCUGAUCAAGCUAAUAUUCGUUAUUUAUUAACUCGAUUGAAACUUCCUUUGGAUGUGAUUGUUAAAAUUCAUAAUGAUGUUGUGAGAAAAUUUAUUUCUAGUUAG
Messenger RNA from Rotaria sp. Silwood2, 930 nucleotides. The record is from the annotation of a GenBank genome assembly. NCBI's taxonomy places the organism in Eukaryota, Metazoa, Rotifera, Eurotatoria, Philodinida, Philodinidae.